AGUAUUCUACAGUACAAUAGCAUUUAAUUCACUGUGACUAAUUUCCUGUGCAAUGGUGGUUUAAUGUGUAACGUCAUUCUUCGAAUAUCGUAAUGUAAUUUAAUGGGUGGCUAUAUAAAAUAUGGCAUUAUGAACACUAGGUUAUUUCUGCCUUCCUUUCUCACACAUCUGAUUUCUGUAUCACACAAAAGGAUUAAAGGUGUAGGAAUAACGCGCAAUCGCUCAUUUACAACAAUGGAAGAUCUGGACAGGGGCAAUCAUGAUUGUGCAUUCAUAGACAUAGGUGCAAACCUUGUUGACAAAAUGUACAAAGGAGUUUAUAACGGGAAAAUAAGACAUGUACCGGAUCUGGCAGGGGUAAUAGAAAGAGCUAGGAAAUCGGGAGUUGUAAAAAUGAUUCUGACAGCUGGAACUCUCGGUGAUGUCUACGAGUCACUAGAAAUAUGUAGAGAAUAUGAUCACACUGGUGCCUCAUUAUUCACAACCGCUGGUGUCCAUCCUACCAUGUGUAAUGAAUUUAUCAAGAACAAGUUUCAUAUGACAGCACAAGAAUACAUUGAUGCUCUGGAUGAUGUCAUCACGCAAAAUAGAGAUCGUAUCAUUUGCAUAGGCGAAUUAGGACUUGAUUACGAUCGCUUGAAUUGGUGUGAAAAGGAAACGCAAAAAAAGUACUUUGAGAUGCAACUGAAUCUGGCUGAGAAACAUAGUCUCCCUCUUUUUUUACAUAUGAGGAAUGCCACAGAAGAUACGAUCGAUAUAUUAAUGCGGAAUAAGGAUAAGUGGAUCAAGGGUGGAGCAGUAUGUCACAGCUUUACUAGCGAUGCUGAAUCAUUGCAAAAGCUCAUUGACCUGGGAAUGUACAUAGGAAUAAAUGGUUGCUCCCUGAAAACAGCAGCAAACUUAGAAGUGUUAAGACAAAUUCCUCUCGACAGAAUUAUGUUUGAAACUGAUUGUCCAUGGUGUGGAAUAAAGGCAACGCAUGCCAGCAUCAAAUAUGUUAAGACAAUGUUCCCCGUUGUAAAAAAGGCAGAGAAGAUGACAGGAGAUACAAUAUUUAACCAAAGAAACGAGCCUUGUUAUAUAAUACAAGUGGCCGAAGUAGUACACCAGAUUGUUGCACCAGAGCUAGAUUUCAAAGAAUUUUGCAACAAAAUCUAUGAGAACACAGUGGCACUUUUCAAGGUGAUGGCCUAGAAAGCCAUAACACAUAGCCUAACACUGACAAAUACUUUACACAUC
Babesia bovis T2Bo is the source of this 1239-nucleotide messenger RNA. Its product is annotated as deoxyribonuclease TATDN1 domain containing protein. The record is from RefSeq and is a predicted model, not a curated record. Gene Ontology annotation, molecular function: 3'-5'-DNA exonuclease activity. Gene Ontology annotation, cellular component: cytosol. NCBI's taxonomy places the organism in Eukaryota, Apicomplexa, Aconoidasida, Piroplasmida, Babesiidae. Bases 103 to 1194 code for a protein of 363 amino acids. The transcript has 8 exons.